Molecule: messenger RNA, 1104 nt
Organism: Grosmannia clavigera kw1407
Lineage: Eukaryota; Fungi; Ascomycota; Sordariomycetes; Ophiostomatales; Ophiostomataceae
Product: g-patch domain containing protein
Exons: 1
Coding region: 1-1104 (367 amino acids)
Cellular component (GO): kinetochore
Molecular function (GO): nucleic acid binding
Source: RefSeq, a predicted model, not a curated record
AUGGCCGACGACGAUGUGGACGACUACAUGACGAUGACGUUUGACGACGAGGCCAGCGGCGGCGGCGGUGGUGGCAGGAGCAGCAGCAGCGGGCGCAAGAAGCCGGAGACGUCGCUGCAGCGCCGCGCGCGGCUACAGCGUGAGGGUCGCGAGCGCGGUCGCGUGCUGUCCAAAGCAGAACAGGCGCGAGCGGCGGAGCAGGAGCGCGAGGCGGCGCUGAGCCGAUCGCUGCUGGAGACGGCGGCGACGCGACCGUCGGCGGCGGCGAGCAAGGGGCUGGCCAUGAUGGCGCGAAUGGGCUUCAAGCCGGGCGAGGCGCUGGGCAGGAGAAGGGAAGAGGGAGCGAUUCAGACAGAUGCCCAGCCGUCGGCGCAGACAGAACCGAUCCGGAUCCAGGUCAAGCGAGACCGUGCGGGCAUCGGAGCGCGGGAGGCGGAGGAGGAGGACUCUCCAAGCACCAAGAGGCCCAAGACGGAGCCGCUCGCCGACAUCGACCCCUUGGCGUAUCGUGACCGCAUCCGGCUAGAGCGUGAGACCCAGCGACUCGACCGGCUCGUGCACGCGGCCCAGGUGGUGGCCGAGGCCAUGGACGAGCAGCUGGCCGAGGCCACCGGCCGCGUGCCGCCCAAGGACCGGCCGCUGGCCGACGUCGACGUGCUCUGGCGCGGUCUCGUGCGCGAUCGCCGCCGGGCUGACAGCGAUCGGAUCGAGCGACAGCGACAGCGACAGCGACUGGACCAGAGCCUGCGGGGGAGCGGCGGCGGCGGCGGCGACGACGACGACGACGACCAAGACGAGGACGAGGACGACCGGCUGGCUGAGGGCAGGACGGCCAGUUUGACGUCGCUUCUCGGCAGUGGCCGGCUCCGACGGACAGUACACGACGAGGCAGACGGGAGCGAGAGCGAGAGCGAGGACGGAAAUCAAAAGGCAGAAGAAGACACGGAGCUAGCCACGUUCGAGGCGCUGUCGCCAGGCGAGCGGCUGCAGAGGAUCGUCGACUGGCUGCGGACGCGUCGGCGGUACUGCUUCUGGUGCAAGCACACGUAUCCGGACGACAGCAUGGAAGGCUGUCCAGGCGAGACGGAAGAGCAGCACGAGUGA